AUGGACGGCUUCGCGCAGGGCGGCAGCAACGGCCUCGACGGCCAACAGAGCCCCGCCGACUUUUCGCGCAUGCUGCAAGCGCUGGAAGCCAUCUUCGAUCCGCGCUCGUCCAACACAACGCGCCAGGACGCCUCGGCCUACCUCGAGCAGGUGAAGCAGCACCGCGACGCCCCCGCCUACGGCUUCCAGCUUGCCCUCGACGCCUCGCACCCCGUACAUCUUCGCUACUACGGCCUCACCGUGCUGGAAUACUCGAUCAAGUAUGGCUGGGAGGACUUCAGCGACGAGCAGGCCGACGCCAUGCGCGGCUGGGUCAUCCAGCUUGCCGAGAGCGCUGUCCAGCAGGGGCCUAUCUACGUGAGGAACAAGAUCGGACAGCUGUGGGCUGAGGUGGCCAAGAGGAGCUGGGGCGCGGAGUGGAUGGACAUGGACGAGCAGCUGGUGCGGUUGUGGGCGACAUCGCUGGAGCAUCAAGGCUUGGUCUUGUACAUACUCGAAACCCUCGCCGAGGACGUCUUCAACAGAGAGGAUCCCGUCGCCAGUCUGCGCGGCAACGAGCUGGGCAAGGCCUGUGUCAGCAUUUUCACCCCAACCGCCGUCAUCCAGGAAGAGCUGCCCGGCCGCGACCCCAACCUCGACGUGCGCUUCGGCGAUGAGGGUUGGGUCAAGCGCGUCUGCGACCUGCUUGACUGGUGUCUUGCCAACAAUGCCGAAAAUGACGAGAAUGUCUGCCACAUCGCCGUCAAGGCGCUGAACACCCUCCGCGCGACCAUGUCGUGGUUGAUUCCCAAAGCCAUCGUCUCCACUGACAGUAUUAACCACAUCGGAAGAGCCCUUUCCAUACCCGUCGUCCCGCUGCAAACGGCUGCCGUCGAGGCUCUUUUUGCCAUCUACGCCCGCCAAAACUUCGGCGACCAGGACUUCAUCGACAUUAUUUGCCCCAUGUUCGCACCACAGAUCGUUAAUCUCAUGGCUGAGCUUUUCCAAUGGACAUCCAAGGGCUUGGAUGCUACCGAUAUAGACGAACCCAAAUACACGCUAUCGAAGAAGCUUUCCGAGUUGCUUUCAAAUCUGGGCAGCUUUGUGGAAGCCAAACCUACGCUCAUUUCCGAGGACAGCGAUAUGCCUGCCUUCCUCCGGCUUCUUUACGAAGUCCUUGGACACCCUAGUCUCGUUGUUUCCAUCCCCGUUCUACAUGCGUGGACAAGACUGCUGCGUACUCGUUCCAUCAGAGACUCUUCUGCGGUGCUACAAUUAGUCCCUGCCCUACUAGAGACUUGCAGUUCUCGCCUGCUCCGCUACGAAGCCCUGCCCGAGGACUCGGACAAUCCCACGUUCGUGCUCCUUAAUGAGGAUCUAGACACCGCGCCUGAGAGACAUGCAUUCCUCGGAAAUUACCGUAGGUAUUGCGUUGAUGUCGUAGAGGUGAUUGUUCGCAAGAUGCCGCUGGACGCUAUGCAGCACAUCCUCGGCCAAGCCACCGCCUUGUUCACAAAUCUCUAUGACGGUCUCGCUCCAUUCUCGCCGCAGACGUUUUCCAAGAACUCGCCAUCGGUACUCCGGGCGGACGCCCAGAUCACUGUCGUUGAUGCAGCUUUGAAAGGCUACUUGAAAUGGGUAAACGGCCAUGGGUCUGAACCUGAAGAAGAUGAGGGCAAUAGAAAGAUCAUGCAGGAUGCAUUUGAGGAGUGGUGUAGAGGCGUCCUCACCAUUCGCUUUGAGGAUCCGGAAAUCAAUAGGAAGAUCAUCCAGCUCAUGGUCACAUUCGCCACCAAGGCGUUGUCCUCGAGGCCGAGCUUUGCUUUACAGUUGCUCGAAUACAUCCUGAACCUGCCCCUGCGCGACGAGCCUUCAGCACCACCUUAUUCCGAAGCGGUCAAAGGGUUGGAGCAAGCCUGCACUGCAGAGAUCCAGAGACUCGCUAUUGCCUUCCCCGAUCACUUCUUGUCAGUUUAUGACGAACUCGAACGCAAAAUCGACGACAUCGUGACCAACCGUCUCAUCGAUGAGCGGCAACGAAUGGGUUACACAGCAUUCCUGUUCAUCAUAGUCCACCGCGCCACCACGAUUGAUCGCGAUGUUCGGGAGGCCCGCUUGAAGCAAAUGAUGGACAUGGUAAAGGAUGGCUGGAUGAACCCCGAAUUAGGCGCCUCUCUAUCUUCAUUCCACUCGUUCUGCGAGAUGCUCGGUCUUGGCGAUAUCACAGACUUUUUCGCGUCCCGCGGCUUCCACAGGACCUCGGACUGGGCGCAACAGCAGUUGGAUGCCGAAGGCCAGGCGAAGCAAGCUGAGAUCCUGGCUCGCUUCCAAAGGCUGCCACUCCGGUUGACGAAAAACCUCCUGGGUGCGUCGACUGAAAAGCUUCGCGAAAGCUCUCAGCCAUAUGAAAUCGCGUGCGCUCUUUGGUCGGAUGCCCUUCCUGCAGUGUUGCCAAAUCUCCUGCAACUCGUUAGCCACGCCCAAGCCUUCAUGAAUAUGCGUAAUUGGGCGCAUUUGCCCGCAGACAUGCAAGUGGUUAUGAAGCGCGUUCUUACAGAUAGAUUCUGGCAGGCGGGUAUUUCAACCGAGAGUAGGGACGACUUCUUUGCGCGUGUGAGCGGAUCCAAGUCAUCCUACGAGGGAUUUGCUUCAACGGUACGCGGCACCGUCAGGCAGAUUCGCGAAGUCUGCUACUACAUUCUCUACGGAUUUACCAGGUUCAAGGACCACUUCUAUGGCAUCAGCGAUCUCCCUAUUCCUCUUAGUCAAGCACUGUUUGAGAACGCGCAAGCGCUCUCCGCACAUCACGUUUCCGUCCUACUUAACAUAUCCACGCAGCUCAUUGAGAACUGCCCGGUCCACCUUCGUUCUCAGUUCCUACCACCUAUCGUCUCCAGUCUUUUCAAAGAACUCGAUACCAAGAUCAGCACCGAGUGGGAUACAUUAAACAGACAGAUCACUCAAGCAGGCGACCAGGACAACCUCGGCGAUGAAAUGAAGAACGAGAGCAUCCUGCGACAGCUCACGCACUCAGCCGUGAUGCUGGUCUCCCUUCUCUUAGAAGAUGUCCGACUGGGUACGAAUACCUCACGAAGCACGCAGCUGAAACAGCAGAAGGAGCUCGCCGCGUUCAACGAACUACAAAGCGUACUGACCACGCUGACACUCUCGGCAGAUACCUCUUCCUCAUCCGCCAGCAGCGCAGCGACAGCCAAGGAACAGCGCAUGGCAACCUUCAUCCUCAGCACGCCUUCGGUCUUCGAGCCCGUCCUCAUCUUCUGCCGCACCGUCAUCCGCGUGCGCGACACGCGCUGCGUCACGCUCGUCUCGCGCGUGCUGCGCGGCGCGGCGCCGCACCUUAAGGAACACGGCCCGGCGCGCGGCUACCUCUGCUGCGACGUUCUGCAGGCGGCCAUCACGUCGCUGCACGAACCGCCCUUCGUCGACGCGCAAAAGGACCUGGCCGCGCUCAUCGCAAACAUCAUCCUGCUCGACGCGCCGCAGGCCCACGCCAUCAUCCUCUCCCUGCCCGGCCUGAGCAAUCGCCCGGACAAGGUCGACCGCGCCUUCUCGCACAUUCAGAGUGUCGCGAGCGAGCGCCAGCAGCGCGGCGUCGUGCUCGACCUGCUGAGCGGCGUCCGCGGCGUCAGCAUCCACGAGCAGGGCAAGAUCGGCAGGCCGGAGCGCCAGAAGAAGGUCCAGGUGCAGGAGCAGUACAUGGCGGUCGAGCAGGGACCGGCGACGAUCAAGAGGGGUGGAAGCCCGGAGUUGGGAGGGCUGGCGGAUAUGUUUGGUUGA
Lasiodiplodia theobromae is the source of this 3777-nucleotide messenger RNA. Its product is annotated as Protein msn5. Lineage: Eukaryota; Fungi; Ascomycota; Dothideomycetes; Botryosphaeriales; Botryosphaeriaceae. Gene Ontology annotation, molecular function: small GTPase binding; RNA binding; nuclear export signal receptor activity. Gene Ontology annotation, biological process: protein export from nucleus; RNA export from nucleus. The record is from RefSeq and is a predicted model, not a curated record. The coding region runs from base 1 to 3777 and encodes 1258 amino acids. The transcript is spliced from 3 exons. Gene Ontology annotation, cellular component: nucleus; RNA nuclear export complex; cytoplasm.